AUGCGAGCUCUCUUUGGCAGGCGAAAGAAGGAAAAGGAAAGGGAGAAGCUAGACAGCAAUGUGCGAGACUACCAUUCUGCGCUUCUCAGAGCAGAGGUGCAGAGCUCCGCUGGUGUGGGCGCAGCUGCAUCGCCGUCUCUCGGUCAUGGCAAGACAGCGUCCCUCGGUCGGUUCAGUACGCCGCCAAUGCGGUCCACUGGCUUUGAGGAAGCGGUCAUAGCGACACCCAAAAGCACGAGAACGAUACCCCGGAGUCCUCCGAUGCCAGGUUCGCCACCCUCACUCCGAUCUCGUGUAUCCACAAGCAACCUCUCGACCACGCGAGAGAUCCGCUCGCAUUUCGAUCCAGAAACGCUGCCCCUGCCUUCCUCGCCCUCACUGUCAUUGCGCGAUUCUGGCUUUGUGGAGCAGCAGCCGGCUCAGACAAAGCGAGCGUCGACCAUCAAAUCAUUUGCAUCACAUCACAGCGCAAAGACAGUAGACCCAUCACCUCGAAUAGCGAAACAGGCGGACGCAUCAUCAGAGCCAAUCGCAACAAACAACAUUGGACAGAGACUAUCCGAGCUUGCGGUCGCUCACCAGGAUGGGCUCAUAGACGAUGAAGAAUAUCGCACGCUACGCACUGCCCUCUUUGUCAAAUUUGAUGCAGACACUCGGUCCAGGCGGCAAGCGGACGAAGAGGCGCGACAGCCACGCCUGUUUGGCAACCCACUACCAGACGAGCUGCGCGAUCCGCAGACUCGGGCAAAUGGCGAGUUGCAAAGUGAGAAAUCACUCAAGUCUGCGCAGACCAACAAGACAGGUCGAACAGUCGGUAGCUAUCUGCGUCGAAGAGUCUCCAGUAUCAAGUCUCGAGCAAGUCACGGUCUCGGCAUCAUAAACGGCGAUGUCGAGACUGACAACGAAGACGAUGUGCGAUCGGCUAGCAGUAUGCAAAGACAAUCCAGUAGUAGCUCUCGCAUUUCCAUGCCAAAGCGCACUUCAGUACGUGCCCUGCGAGGCCAGACGAGCCUUGACGAGAUUGCGGAAGCGUCGCCGCACGAGCCUAUGCGCAUACGCACUUUGCCGAAAGACAGCAUGCGUCCAGGCCUGAACAGCAUGGCCGAAUCUGAUAGUCUACCACUGGCGUCCGACGGACCCCGCAUACCCAAUGGCCAUGCAAACGCUCAGCAGACUCCCGGAGCGUCCCUGCUCCGAUCAACUUCGAUAUACAGACGAGGUCAAAGCUCGCGCACAAUGAUCGACUCCGUCCUCUCAGAGCACGAAGCCACGCCAGCUGAGCUGCGGCGCGAGAUUGAUGAUCUCAAGAACGAAAUGAACCGUCUCACAGCUCUAUCGGACGGCGACUUUGCGAAGAGAUAUCAGGAGCGCAUCGAGUACCUCGAGGCGCGCAUACAAGCUAGCUCGAUCAAGAAAGCGCUCAGACGGUGA
Mixia osmundae IAM 14324 is the source of this 1431-nucleotide messenger RNA. RefSeq lists its product as uncharacterized. The record is from RefSeq and is a predicted model, not a curated record. The transcript has 3 exons. The coding region runs from base 1 to 1431 and encodes 476 amino acids. NCBI's taxonomy places the organism in Eukaryota, Fungi, Basidiomycota, Mixiomycetes, Mixiales, Mixiaceae.